AUGCCACGAAUAGAACGAUACAACGGCUGCCAGGUGAGAUCUCGAUUGAAACAGAAACUGGCGGAGUCGGAAGCAGCCAGGGCCUCCGCAGAGGACAAGUUGACAGCUGCUCAAGAGGAGGUCCGAAUGGCAAGAGAUGCACAGCAGGCGAGCGAAGAGGCUUGCCGGAGGAUGGAGGCCAUUCAGCAUGAUCUUCAGUCAAAGCUGGCCAAUGCAAAGGAGGAGGCAACCCAUUUGAAAACCCAGCUCUCCAGGGAUGAGGCUUGCCGGAAGAUGGAGGCCAUUCAGCAUGAUCUUCAGUCAAAGCUGGCCAAUGCAAAGGAGGAGGCUUGUUCAGCAAAAGAGAACAAUCAUGCCAGUGAGGAGGCUCACCAGAAGAUGGAAGCCCGUGCCUUAGAGAAAGAGACAGCUGUGGCAGCUGUUUUCAGAGCAUAG
Messenger RNA from Cladocopium goreaui, 435 nucleotides. The record is from the annotation of a GenBank genome assembly. Lineage: Eukaryota; Dinophyceae; Suessiales; Symbiodiniaceae.